AUGGCCGACACUUAUGAGGAAGACACGCUUGCAAAUGUGGUCGGCUACGACGAGGAGGAGCCCGGCAUGAACGCCCCGAUCAAGGCCACCCUGCGCACCGCCCCCGCUGAAGUCAAGGGCGGCCUGCGGCCCGGCGCUGGCCGCGGCCCGCGGCCCGCCGACGACGGCAAGGGCGGGGGCGAGGGCGAUGCCGCGCGCGGCUGCGGCGAGGCCGACGGCGUUGCCGGCCUAGGCGGCUCGGCGGCCACCUCAGGCGGGUACGGCGGCGGCGGCGUCGACGUCGGCUCUGGCCUGACGAGCAACCCGGUUGCCGAGCGCGCGGCGCAGCGCGCGGAGGACCUGGACGUGGACUUUUAG
This is a messenger RNA of Monoraphidium neglectum, 357 nucleotides long. RefSeq lists its product as hypothetical. The coding region runs from base 1 to 357 and encodes 118 amino acids. The transcript is spliced from 2 exons. NCBI's taxonomy places the organism in Eukaryota, Viridiplantae, Chlorophyta, Chlorophyceae, Sphaeropleales, Selenastraceae. The record is from RefSeq and is a predicted model, not a curated record.